This is a messenger RNA of Callorhinchus milii (elephant shark), 1949 nucleotides long. It is a transcript of the gene bmp5, whose product is annotated as bone morphogenetic protein 5. The record is from RefSeq and is a predicted model, not a curated record. The transcript is spliced from 8 exons. Gene Ontology annotation, cellular component: extracellular region. NCBI's taxonomy places the organism in Eukaryota, Metazoa, Chordata, Chondrichthyes, Chimaeriformes, Callorhinchidae. Bases 1 to 1269 code for a protein of 422 amino acids. Gene Ontology annotation, molecular function: growth factor activity; cytokine activity. Gene Ontology annotation, biological process: SMAD protein signal transduction.
AUGUCACCAAGUUGGAGCUUAGAAGUUGAAGAGGAGGGGACCGAGGACAGGGCCCUGAAAGAGAAACCGCACCAGCAGCACCAGCAGCAGCAGCAGCAGCACCACGUCCACUCCAGCUUCAUCUACAGGCGACUGCGGAACCACGAGAGGCGAGAGAUCCAGAGGGAGAUCCUGUCCAUCCUGGGUCUGCCUCACCGACCCCGACCCUUCUCUGUGGGCAAACACAGCUCCUCGGCCCCCCUCUUCAUGCUGGAUCUGUACAAGGCGAUGGCCAGCGACGAGGCGGAGGCGCUCAGGGGCGCCCCGAGCACUCAGAGCCCUCCUCUCGCCUCCCUGCACGACGCCAACUUCCUCAACGACGCCGACAUGGUCAUGAGCUUCGUGAACCUGGUUGAAAGAGACAAGGAUUUUUCCCACCAGCGGAGACACUACAAGGAAUUUCGAUUUGACCUCACGCAGAUUCCUGAAGGAGAAGCAGUAACAGCAGCAGAAUUCCGCAUUUACAAGGAUCGAAGCAACAGUAGAUAUGAAAAUGACACCUUUAGGAUUACAAUAUACCAGGUUGUUAAAGAAUAUACUAAUAGGGAUGCUGACCUUUUUCUGCUGGACAUCAAGAAAAUCCGAGCCUCAGAUGGAGGGUGGCUCGUGUUUGAUAUCACUGCCACCAGCAAUCAUUGGGUAGUUAACCCACAGCAUAACCUGGGCUUGCAGCUAUGUGUGGAAACAAAGGAUGGUCGCACCAUUAACAUUCGAUCGGCUGGCCUGAUAGGGAGACAUGGACCGCAGUCAAAGCAACCCUUUAUGGUGGCCUUCUUCAAGGCCAGCGAGGUGCUCCUUCGCUCUGUCCGAGCUACUAACAGUAAACGGAAGAACCAGAAUCGAAACAAAUCCAGUGGCUCUCAGGAUUCAUCACGAAUAGCCAAUCCGGGAGAAUAUAACACAAGUGAACAGAAACAAGCGUGCAAGAAACAUGAACUUUACGUGAGUUUUCGGGACUUGGGGUGGCAGGACUGGAUCAUCGCACCGGAGGGUUAUGCAGCAUUCUACUGUGAUGGAGAAUGUUCCUUUCCACUCAACGCUCACAUGAAUGCUACAAACCAUGCAAUUGUGCAAACACUGGUUCACCUGAUGUUUCCCGAGAAUGUUCCCAAACCUUGCUGUGCACCAACAAAGCUGAACGCGAUCUCUGUGCUAUACUUUGAUGACAGUUCAAACGUAAUAUUAAAGAAAUAUAGGAAUAUGGUGGUGAGGUCCUGCGGGUGUCACUAGCUGAGAAUUCAAAUGGGAAAGAGGACCCAGUCGAAAGGGAAACAAAAAGAAACCACAAGCUUUAAAACCACCUGGAAACUUUCACUGAGUGACUCCAAAUGGGGUUUGAAGGUGCUUUGUGUACAGUAUUAUGUAUAUAUUACUGAUUGUACUUGUAAUUUAUUUCUAUCAAUGUAUAACUACUUUACUUCAGGAAACUAAAACAAACGUUUGUUCUCUUUCUAGCAGUGCACAAAAAAAACAACUGUGGUUGACUUAAAUAUUUAUUCGUUAGUGCUGAAAACUGGUACGUUUUUUUUCCAGACAAGGCUUUCCUUCACAUUACGAAAAAGUGGUAAAUGGCUUAUUAACUUAUCUGAUUUCCUGCUAUAUAUUUUUUUAAAAGAGAAGGGAUUUUUAAUUAUUUUUACACACUUCAUCGCCUUCUUGAACUGUACCAUAUAGAAAAAUUAGAGAUUGACAAUAUUUGUCCUAUUCACAUUUGUACUGUAUAUCUGAAAACUUUGGGGAACAUUUUAUGAAAUAUAUUCCAAUUCUGAAUUUACACUACCAUUAUGAUUUGUUAGUUUAGUCCAUAUGGAAUCACAGACUAGAAAUAGUCCCUACAUCUAAUUCAGAUGUAGAGUUAACAUGAAGAAAGCCUUUCAAUCCAUUUGAUCUCAUCCUUCCAGAAAAAAAAU